AUGCCUUCAGCGAUUGCGGCGACCCCUGCUGACCCGUCUUCGCACCCGAACAAUCCGAACAACUACGCAGUCCUUCCUCCUCCUUCAGAUGGCGACCAUGGCCAUCUUCCUCCACCAGCAAAUACACCUUCUUCUUUGGCUGUAGCCCUCCGAUCGCUAAACGAUUUGACCGAAACCCCCACCUAUGCGCGAAGUGUCACUUCGACAGCGCCGAGCUCGCCACGCAUUCCUCCAUUGCGACAAAAUUCGGGCGGUCACACACCACGAGUGCGACCUCAUGCCACAACACUCAACAUCCCGGGCAUGACCCGGUCCAGAGUCUCGCCCGACGGAAAGAUUUCUUCUCGCGAUGUUGCCGCCAAGCUUGUUAUCGUCAUGGUUGGCUUGCCAGCUCGAGGAAAGUCAUACAUCACCAAGAAGCUUCAAAGAUAUCUUUCUUGGCAACAGCAUGAUUCUCGCAUUUUCAACGUUGGAAAUCGAAGACGUGUGGCUGCUGGGCGCAGAGUUUCUGUGCACCCCAAGCUGCAGCCAGAGGGAGAGCACUUAGACCCCCCUGUGCACGCCGCCUCCAUUUUGCUAAACGGCAAUCCCACACCCUUUGGCCCUGAUCAGUCAGAACCGGAGAAGCUUGACCUUAACGAUGCUGCUCAGUCAGAGGUGGACCAGUCUGCCACAUUCUUCGACCCAAAGAACCAAACGGCUGCUGCCAUGCGCGAGCAAUGUGCCAUGGAUACUUUGGACGAGCUGCUGGACUAUCUGCUGGACCAGGGGGGUGCUGUCGGCAUUCUCGACGCCACAAAUAGUACCAUUGAGCGAAGAAUGAAUAUUGCUAAGCGCGUCAAGCAGCGGGAGCCCAAGCUGGGUAUCCUCUUCAUUGAGAGUAUCUGCCAGGAUCCCAACCUUCUCGAAGCAAACAUGCGCUUGAAGCUUUCAGGCCCUGACUAUCGCGACAAGGAUCCCCAGAAGUCAUUGGCAGAUUUCAAGAAGCGAGUCGCCGCCUAUGAGAGCGCAUAUGUCCCUCUAGGCGAGUAUGAAGAGAAGAACGACUUGCAAUACAUCCAGAUGGUUGACGUGGGACGAAAGCUCAUUCAACAUCGAUUGAAGGGUUUCCUCAGCAGCGGAAUCAGUACUUAUCUUGCCAGCUUUAACCUCGCUCCUCGGCAGAUUUGGAUUACCCGACAUGGCCAGAGUGUCGAUAACGAGAUCGGAAGAUUGGGUGGAAACUCAGCCCUGACCGAGCGCGGACAUUGCUACGGUCAGGCUCUUCACAACUUCAUCACUUAUCAGCGCAAGCAAUGGUGUAUGGAGCAAAAGAGCAAGAAGGCUCAGGCUUCUUUCCCUCCUAUUCCAGGCGACAACACACCUCCUUAUCCUGAACUGAACCGAGAAAUUGAAGACAAGAAUUUCUGCGUUUGGACUUCAAUGCUUGACCGCAGUGUGGAAACAGCCGAGUAUUUUGAAGCCGACGACGACUACGAUGUCAAGAACUGGGAGAUGCUCAACGAAAUGAAUUCGGGUCAGUUCGAGGGCUGGACAUAUGCCGAGAUCGCGAGGAAGGAGCCCGAGGAGUUUGCCAAGCGAGCGCACGACAAGCUUAACUACAUCUAUCCUGGAGUUGGUGGCGAAGGCUAUCUUCAGGUUGUUAGCCGUCUGCGCGAUAUGGUUCGAGAAGUUGAGCGUAUCGAGGAUCAUCUUCUCAUCAUUGGACAUCGCUCUGUUUGCCGAGUCUUGAUGGCUUAUUUCAUGGAUUUGUCCCUGGCAGACAUCACAGAUAUGGACAUUCCUCUGGGCAUGCUCUACUCUAUUGAGCCCAAGCCUUACGGUCUCGAUUUCCAUGCCUACCGGUAUAAUGAGGAUCAGGGUUGGUUUGAGGAGCUGCCCAACUACAAGCCUCAGAAGACUGCUCGCAACAGCAUCAUCAAGCCACAACAUUAACCAUUUCUAGCACCUACGGUAUCGGUCGACAUGUAUAACAGUUUUAUUCGGAGUUCGAUGGCUCGGUAUUUCCUAUGGAUUAUAUUUCCUAUGGCGUUUAGCGGGACACGGUAUUUGACGAUUGAUGCGCAUAAAGAGGAGUCAUCCGCACUAUCAAUGGGACAGGAGGGCAUUAUUUAAAGACGAAGGAAAUGGCGGCGGCGUUCUCUGUCCGAUUGACGAGUCGACAUGCCUUUGAAGGCGCGACACAAUUGUUCUCAUCUGUAAUUUGAUUCAGGCGUUUCUCAGGGUUCUCAUUUUUAUGAUUGAGACUAUGGAUUCGGGUGGUUAUGGUGUCGGAGUGGUGCACCAGCCCAUGCUGUGUGUUGUGUUUUAUCCCUAUUGUUUCCUUGCCGCAGGCGAUGAAGGAAUUACCAGAAGUUAGAUGGGACAGGUGUGUGACCGAUAGAUACGCAGCAUGAGCUCACGCCAACGGAUGGGCUACUCAGUAAAAGUUUGAGUGCUAGGGUCUUAGCUGUCUAGAUUCAUAGUUCUGAGA
Fusarium graminearum PH-1 is the source of this 2473-nucleotide messenger RNA. RefSeq lists its product as uncharacterized. Gene Ontology annotation, molecular function: ATP binding; 6-phosphofructo-2-kinase activity. The transcript has 4 exons. Gene Ontology annotation, cellular component: cytosol. The coding region runs from base 1 to 1935 and encodes 644 amino acids. Lineage: Eukaryota; Fungi; Ascomycota; Sordariomycetes; Hypocreales; Nectriaceae. The record is from RefSeq and is a predicted model, not a curated record. Gene Ontology annotation, biological process: fructose 2,6-bisphosphate metabolic process; fructose metabolic process.